Trichomonas vaginalis G3 is the source of this 825-nucleotide messenger RNA. RefSeq names its product GTPase activator protein. The transcript has a single exon. The record is from RefSeq and is a predicted model, not a curated record. Gene Ontology annotation, biological process: small GTPase-mediated signal transduction. Bases 1 to 825 code for a protein of 274 amino acids. Gene Ontology annotation, molecular function: GTPase activator activity. Gene Ontology annotation, cellular component: cytoplasm. NCBI's taxonomy places the organism in Eukaryota, Parabasalia, Trichomonadida, Trichomonadidae.
AUGGGUGUUUUUGGGACUCCUUUACUUGUUCUCGUACAGAAGCAGUCACGCGCAAUACCACCAUUUUUAGAAAAAUGCUUCAAGUUCCUUUUGGUUAAGACAAAUCUCACUCAAGACGUUUUUCGCAUCCCAGGUAAUGAGCGUGAAAUAGAACGACUAGUUCAUAUUAUUGAAGCAUCAGGUGAUGUAGCCUUUAAUUCAAACACAUCCCCUCAUACUGUUGCUGCUAUUUUGAUGAAAUUUUUAUCGGAGUUACCAGAACAUGUUCUUGAAGAUAAAAAUGCUUCGAAAUGGAGUACAUCGCUUGCCAACAAAGGAGACAAAGAACCAUACACAUUAAUCAGGCAUCAAGUUAAAAAACUUCCGAAAGCGAAUUUAGUAUUUUUAUCGAGAAUUAUGGCAUUUUUCAAACUUUUCGCUAAGCACGAAGCAAUCACAGGUCUCAGCCUUAAUGAUAUUGCUGAAAUUCUAGCUCCAAACUUGAUUGCUGAUCCGAAUGAUCCAAAUUAUGUUAUAAGUACAGAUAUUGUUGUACAAAUGAUGAAAAAUUAUAAGAAGAUAUUCCAUGAGAUAUACUCAAUUAGCAAAAAGAAGUUCAUUUCUUCUAACGAUUUCGAAAAACAAUUCUUCAAUGAAAUAUAUUCUGAGUUCUUCACACAAACAAUCAAAGUUGUAUCAAAUAACCAAGAAACUUUCACAACAAAGAAAAUGUGCCGAAAUGUAGAAUUAACCCCUCCAAACUGGGAACGAUUGCUUGGAAAUCUGUUAUCCAGAGAAAGAAGAGCACAUGCUCAGACUAAUGCUCCGAAUUUUACUCUUAAAUAA